This is a messenger RNA of Fusarium vanettenii 77-13-4, 708 nucleotides long. RefSeq lists its product as uncharacterized. The transcript has 3 exons. The record is from RefSeq and is a predicted model, not a curated record. NCBI's taxonomy places the organism in Eukaryota, Fungi, Ascomycota, Sordariomycetes, Hypocreales, Nectriaceae. Bases 1 to 708 code for a protein of 235 amino acids.
AUGAUACUCAAACUCUGGUUUGAAUUCAAUUACAUCGCUUUACCUUGUAAACUAGCUUCCUAUGCCCCUUUCGCAACAUCUGUGUUGCAACUACAAACCCUCCAGUGGCGGGCAGUGUCACGCCAACACCUCAAGCGGAUCCCUGAUGGCCUGCUUUUUCAGGCUGCCAGCAAGAUAACGACUUCAUCCAGUAUUCAAGACAAGCAAUUCUGCAACCAGCCUCCUGAUGUGAUUCAUCAAGCUUGCAGUACCACUGUCGCCCAUACCCAAAGACUUCUACUCCGGUGGCAUCGCUCCCUGCGCCUUCAAAAGCAGGAACCUUCCUGGUAUAGAGAUCGACUACGAGAGGAACUCUACGAAAGGAGGCAAGCAAAGACCUUGUGUCAGAAGCUCAGUGAGACUGCCGACGUCUUCUACAUCACCAGCCGCUCGCAUCACGAUGGAUACCCCCUGCGACGCCUACCCAGCUUCGCCUUCUCGCAUCUCUUGGUGUACGCCUAUCUCCUGCCGAAAUAUACACUGAGGUGGAAGUUUUACCGCUUGGCUGCAUACUUGUGUAGCUCCCCGAACCCGGGUUUCGUGCGCGAGGUCGUCAACCCUGCCAAGGACCACAAGCUUCAUGAGGUGGCCAGUCGCCAUAGCAUCGACCCGGAAACGUUUGCGCGGGUUUGCCGCCGACUCCGAUAUUUUUGGCCCCUUCUUCCAUGA